CUAAUAACAACAUGUGGUAUUUUGUUAGCCAAACGUUAUCGUCAACGUUUGGUGACAUGUUUAACAAUAACUUAUAAUGCAAGUAAUGAUGCAUUUGUUUUGGCAACAUUCAAGAAAAGUCAUUCAUAUAAGAAGAAUUCAAUUGAGGUAUCACGCGCAGAUGUCUUACGUGGAUGUUAUCAUAAUCUCAGGUAUUGCUUUCGACGAUUUCGUAUUUUAGGCUUACAAUUUUCCAACCUUUUUCUCUGUUCACGUACGUUACGUUAUUUUUGUGAUUUAUUAUCAUGUUGUUCAACAUUGGAACCUAAAACACUUCGAUUAUGUGAUUGUUAUGUUGCUGAUUUACAACAUGAUGCAUUAAUGCGCUUAAUGAAUUUAUGCGCCAAAUAUCUUAUCGUUCUAUCUUUUAUAGUAUGUUAA
Molecule: messenger RNA, 420 nt
Organism: Loa loa (African eye worm)
Lineage: Eukaryota; Metazoa; Nematoda; Chromadorea; Rhabditida; Onchocercidae
Exons: 2
Source: RefSeq, a predicted model, not a curated record